Oryza sativa Japonica Group (Japanese rice) is the source of this 4182-nucleotide messenger RNA. RefSeq names its product disease resistance protein RGA5-like. Lineage: Eukaryota; Viridiplantae; Streptophyta; Magnoliopsida; Poales; Poaceae. Gene Ontology annotation, molecular function: ADP binding. Gene Ontology annotation, biological process: defense response to other organism. The record is from RefSeq and is a predicted model, not a curated record.
AAGUGCAAUCUACCUUUUUUUUUUCUUUCAAUCUCGAUGAGCUCGCCGCGCGGGGCAAUGGCGCCCGACCGCCGGAGGGCUAGCGGCAACGGCGGCGGUUUGCUCGACGGCGUUCAGCGCCGGUACCCGCAUCCCCAUGCCCGCCCGCCCCCCCCACAACCGCAUGGCGAGCGCGGCCCGAUGUGCUGCUGCAGGCAGGCGCGGCAAUGGCGGCCACGGUUCCAGCGGCGGCCGGUCCCGACGACCUCACCGCGUGCGAGGCAGCAGCCGAGAGGUCAGACCAAGGCGACAAGUCCAAUUUCUUGGCAAGUUCAGCGAGUUAGCGUGAGGAGAGGAGCUCGCAAUUGCUUGGGUGGCCCAUUGAUUCUGCUCAAGAUUUUGAGCAGGAGAUGGAGGGGAAUGGCAUCAUGGUGAGCGCGGCGACCGGGGCGAUGAACUCGCUCCUCGCCAAGCUUGCCGCGCUGCUGGAGGAGGACUACCAGAUGCACAAGGGGAUGAAGCGCGAGAUCGCCUUCCUGAAAGAUGAGCUGAGCAGCAUGAACGCGCUCCUCGAGGGGCUGGCCGACACGGAGGCGACGCUCGAUCCGCAGACGAAGGAGUGGAGGAGCCAGGUGAGGGAGAUGAGCUAUGACAUCGAGGACUGCAUCGACGAGUACACGCGCCAGCUCCGCCAUGGGCGGCCGCAGAGGCCCGGUGGCAAUGGCAUCAUGGGGUUCUUCAGUGGCUAUGUGCAGAAGGUGAAGGACCUUGUCGGUCGGCAUGAGAUUGCCGAGCAGAUUCAGGAGCUCAAGGCUCGGAUUGUCGAGGCAGGACAGCGGCGAAAGCGGUACAAGCUUGAUUCAGCAGUUAACUGUAAAAGUAAUCAUGUUGUGCCAAUUGAUCGUCGGUUGCCUGCGCUGUAUGCGGAGUUGGAUGCUCUCGUUGGUAUUGACGGUCCGAGGGAUGAGAUCAUUAAGUCAUUGGAUGAUGGGGAGCAGAGGAUGAAGGUAGUUUCAAUUGUGGGUUCAGGAGGAUUAGGCAAGAGCACUCUUGCUAAUCAGGUGUACCAAAAAAUCGGGAACCAAUUUGAUUGCAAAGCUUUUGUGUCACUUUCGCAGCAUCCUGUCAUGGGAAUGAUCUUUGAAACCAUACUCUACCAAGUCAAUGAUGAGGUUGGUACAAUCAGAUCAGGGGAUAAGGAGCAGGUCAUCAAUGAACUGAGGGCUUUCCUGAAGAACAAGAGGUAUUUUAUUGUGAUAGAUGACAUAUGGAGUGCCCAAGCAUGGAAGACCAUUAGAUAUUCGUUGCUUGAGAAUAAUUGUGGCAGUAGAAUAUUAGUGACAACAAGAAUAGGUACUGUUGCAAAGUCAUGUUCCUCCCCUUGCCUUAAUCUUGUAUAUGAACUAAGAGUGCUGAGCGAAGAUGACUCUAAAAGGUUAUUUUUCAGAAGAAUUUUUGGUUCUGAAGAUAAAUGCCCUCAUCAAUUGAAAGAUAUUGCAGUUGAAAUUGUGAGGAAAUGUGGUGGUUUACCAUUGGCAAUAAUUUCUAUGGCUAGUUUGUUGACUACUAAAUCAUAUGUAAGAGCAGAGUGGUUCAAGGUGCGGGAUUCAAUUGGUUCAGGAAUUGAGAAAAAUUCUGAUGUGGAGGAGAUGAACAUGAUAUUAUCUCUGAGUUAUUAUGAUCUUCCUCAUCAUUUAAGGACUUGUUUAUUGUAUCUAAGUAUGUUUCCAGAGGAUUAUGUGAUCAACAGGGACUAUCUGGUAAGAAGGUGGGUAGCAGAAGGAUUCAUCAAGGCUAAUGGUGGAAGAACUUUUGAGGAAGAAGGUGAAUGCUAUUUUAAUGAACUUAUAAACAGAAGCAUGAUCCAACCAGUACAUACCCAGUACGAUGGUAGAGUUUAUUCAUGUAAGGUGCAUGAUAUGAUACUUGAUCUCAUUAUAUCAAAAGCAACUGAAGAAAAUUUUGUUACUAUCGUUACUGACAGAAAACAAAUGUUGGUCUCAAAAGACAAAGUUCACCGACUCUCAUUUUACAACUAUGGUCAAGAAGAUGUGACAUUAUAUUCCAUGGUUACUACUCAUGUUCGAUCCUUGAAUAUAUUUAGAUACAGUGAACAAAUGCCUCCUCUUUCUAAUUUCCCAGCCUUGAGAAUGCUGGAUCUAGAUGGAAAUAACAAUUUGGAAAGCAGUUAUCUUGAGGAUAUUGGGAAGUUAUUUCAGUUGAGGUACCUACGGAUUAGAGCAAGUAAUAUUUCUCUCCCAGAUCAAAUAGGUGAGCUGCAGUUUUUGGUAAUACUGGAUCUUCUCAACUGUAUUGGUAUAAGCAAAUUGCCAGCAAGCAUCGUGAUACUUCGACAUUUAAAAUGUUUAGUUGUUCAUCGUGUUGAGUUGCCAGAUGGAGUUGGGAACUUGCAAGCUUUAGAGUAUAUGUCACUUGUGGUUGUAGACUACAGUACCUCUGUAAGUUCAUUACAGGAGCUGGGCACUUUGACCAAAUUGAGAACCCUUGGAUUGGAUUGGCGCAUAGGUGAUUUCCACAAGGAAAAACUUACAUACGCGGAUAAUUUUGUUUCAUCACUUGGAAAACUCGGUAGAUCUAACCUACAGUAUUUGACUCUCAUCAGUCCAUGGUCCCUUGAUUUUUUAUUGGAUUCUUGGUCCCCACCUCCUCAUCUCCUUCAGAGGUUAGGAAUCACAGGUUGGUAUCUCAGUAGGAUUCCAGUGUGGAUGGCCUCACUGGCCGACCUCACGUACCUAGAUAUCGAGGUUAAAGUCAGACAAGAAACCCUCCAGAUCCUUGGGAAUUUUCCAGCUUUGCAGUUUCUGGAAUUAUACUCAAAUGCAGCAGACUACGGUGAUAGGUGGCUCACUGUCAGCAACUGUGGAUUUCGGUGCCUGCAGAAGUUCAAAUUUGUCCACUGGAUGAAUCUUGUGUUUGAGGAAGGAGCCAUGCCAAUGCUUGAGACUCUUGAAUUCCAAAUAAUAGCACAUGAGGCACGGACUGAAUGUGGAUUUGGUCCUCCUGAUCUCGGUAUCUGCCACCUCUCUUCCAUCAGGAACCUCAUCAUCAAUAUAUACUGCGAGUGUGCAAGAAUUGAAGAUGUGGAGGCAUUAGAGGCUGCUAUCUGGCUUGCAGCCAGUACUCUUCCUAACCAUCCUACACUAACUUUACACAGAUUUCGUGAAGCAGAGAUGGUAAAGAAUAACCAGGGUAACCUGUAGGACAAGAAGCAACUUAAAAGCUCUGGCUAACCCUGCAUCUGCAAUUGUAAUCAAGGUACCUAUUUAAUAGUGACUGCUCAUUAGAACGAUAUUCUGUUGAUGAUACACAUGGGACUUCAAACGGUGACUUUUGAUUAUUUCCAGGUAAAGCGGAUUAGUUAGUUAGUCAUGUUAGCAGUUGCUGGUGGAACUAGACUUUAAAUUUAUUUUUCAUUUAUAAGUUUAAGCUCUUGCUUGCAGUUGCACUAGCUCAGUUAACUGGCGAACUGAAACUUCCAACUUCCAGGAUGAAUGCACGUAAUAACUGUCUCUAUUUUGUUGACUGCCAUAGACGACUCACACCUCUGUUACCAACUCUUAUUUAAUACUCUUGGGUUCUAGUUCAGUUUUCACAUAUUUGAUUUCUGUAAUGUAGCAAUGUCCAUUUGUAAUUUGUACUGAGUUAGAAAAACUGGCUUAUGACCGAAUUCUUCCAAAACAAGAAAUGAUAUGUUGUUCAAUUUUUUUUUUGACGUGAGAUGUUCCUGUUCAAUUGUUUCAGAUCACAAUUCACAACACUCAACACAGAAGUGGAUUUAGGUCAAACAGUUAGUUCUAACUUCUAAACCCCAGUGUAUGUACAACAUAUCGACAGACAGAAUACUGCAUGGCUGAUUCAACACUCCUGAACAAUGGAGCGAAUGCCACAAGUGUGCCUUUAUUCUUCAGAAUGGAAUAUGGGAGUCCAUCAGCUGUCCUUUUAUGCAAAUAGGCAACCAGUCGAUUACUAUGAACUCUGUACUUCUUUUGUAUUCUAUUCAGCAACCAGGAUUUAUGUAUUUUCCUGACAUUUGUCUUACUUUGAUGUCAACAUGAUGUUUGAAACUUGAACCGCUGUUUCUUGUGUAAUUAGCCUUAAAAAGUCUAAAUUUCAUUUUAUUUGAUAUAUACACUUGUGUAGCAUUACAGAUAUAUGCAACCUAAUAAUCAAGAUUACUGGAUC